GUUUCUUUCGAUUUGAUUCCCAGGUGUUGCCAUUAAAAUGGCAGCAGCAUCAGAAGGUAGACAUAGUCCAGAUCAUGAUCGUCCUAACAUGAGUGAUCUGAGGAUUGUUCUGAUAGGAAAGAAUGGAUCAGAAAACAGACGAGUGGGAAACACUAUACUGGGUAUAACAGCAUUUAACAGUGAAGCUCCUUCAUCUUAUUCACAGCAGCACAGUGAGAAAAUCAGUGGAGAGGUGGAGAAGAGACACAUCACAGUCAUCAACACUCACCUGCUCCAGCCAAAUCUCUCACAUCAACAGAUAAUACAGGGAGUGAAAGAGUGUUUGUCUCUGUCUGCUCCAGGACCUCAUGUGUUUGUCCUCGUACUGCAGAGUAAGGACUUCAGUGAGAACGACAGAAACACAGUGAAAUAUGUGCUGAACCGCUUCAGUAAGCAGGCCAUUAAACACACUAUAGUGCUGACUACUGAUGAAGAGACACACACAUCCAAACUGACUUUUAUGAUAUGGAAUAACGCUAUUCGUGAUUUAAUAAAGGAGUGUGGAGGAGGACAUCUACAGUUUGAUAUAGUAAACACAGGAUGGCGCUCUGAGAUUGUCAGAAAGACAGAAGAGAUAUUCAAGAAACAACAUGAAGAACUUCUCACCUGUAACAUGUAUGGAGAUAGAGUCGUUCAAUCAUCAGUGGAUGAAGAUCUGAGCAGAUCUGGAGAUUCAUUCAAAGGAAAUGAGAAAGAGAAGAAGUACUCAGAUCUACGCACAAAAACAGCAAGUGAUGGAAGAGUGUCGACUGUUGGAAAACCAAAGCUGAACAUUGUGCUGUGUGGAAGUAAUCCAUCACUCAAGAACUCUGUGUCUAAAAUGUUUAGAGGGGUGUGUGUGAAGAGAGAGGGAACAAUUCAUGGAUGGCAGAUCAGUGUAAUAGAGCUUCCAGCUCUCACUCAGCUCUCAGAGGAGGAAGUGAUGCGGGAGGCGCUCCACUGUGUGUCUCUCUGUGAUCCUGGAGUUCAUGUGUUCAUCAUCAUCAUUCCUGAUGGUCCACUUAAUAAUGAAGACAAAGCAGAAAUAGAGAAGAUUAAAGGAAUAUUUUAUUCACAAGAGCACUUCAUGGUGCUUUUCAUUACUGAACUCAGUGUUGACAAAAGUGUGUCAGAUAUUGUAGAAUCCACAGAAUCUGAGAGGAUUGUGAGUCUCUAUGGGAGUUGGUACUUCGUGAUGGGGUUAAAGGACCAGAGAAACACUGAAAAGAUCUUAAAGAUUCUAGAUGUUAUAAACAGCAUGAAGACUGAACCCUAUUCUCUUCAGACGUAUAUAAGAGCUCCAGAGAAGAGAGUCAGACAUGAACUAGAGGAGAAACUGAGAGUAAGAGACAAAGAAAUCAAAGAGUUACAAGAGAAGGUCAAGACACUGGUUCCAGAGUGUGUGAAGCUGAAUCUGGUUGUGUGUGGGAGUAACAGAGAUUUAAAAUCCUUCAUAUCAAACCUGAUCCUGAAUCAGAGCGAGAGAAGAUCAGAGCUCAGCUCAGAGUGUGUGAGGAGAGACGUGGAGCUUCAUGGACGUCUGAUCAGUCUGGUGGAGCUUCCAGCUCUGUUCAACACUCAGCUCUCAGAGGAGGAAGUGAUGCGUCAGACUCAUCGCUGUGUGUCUCUCUGUCAUCCUGGAGUUCAUGUUUUCAUCAUCAUCAUUCCUGAUGCUCCAAUUAAUAAUGAAGACAAAGCAGAAAUGGAGGAGAUCCAGAGGAUCUUCAGCUCAAGAAUCAACAAACACAUCAUGAUCCUCAUAAAGCAGAAUUCAGAGCAUCAGACAGAAAAACUGAAUGAAGAAACACAGUCUGUCAUUGAGAGUUUUGGAAGACGACAUCAUUUCAUUGGGCCAAACACACAAGUGUCUGUGUUGAUGGAGAAACUGGAGCAGAUGGUUGAGGAAAAUAGUGGUGAUUGUUUCUCUGCAGAGACACUGAUGGAGACACAGAUGGAAAAAAUGCAAAAAUUUGAAGAAAUGAAGAGAAGAAUCCAUUCAUUAGAGAAGUGGUUUCAGUCACAAGGUUCAACAGAAAGAGAAGAUGAAUUGAGGAUUGUGCUGCUUGGAAAAACUGGAGUUGGGAAAAGUUCAACUGGAAACACCAUCUUAGAAAGAGAAGUGUUUUUAUCAGACAUUUCUCAAACAUCUAUUACUAAAGUGUGUCAAAAGGAGACAGCUGAAAUCAACAGCAGACACAUUACUGUGAUCGACACUCCAGGACUGUUUGAUACUAAACUCAGUAAUGAAGAAAUACAGAGAGAAAUCAGCAACUGCAUCCACAUGAUCCUGCCUGGACCUCAUGUGUUUCUCUUACUGAUUUCACUGGGACGAUUCACUGAAGAAGAACAAACAGCAGUGAAGAUCAUCCAAGAGACAUUUGGAGAAAACUCUUUAAUGUACACCAUGGUGCUCUUCACCAGAGGAGAUGAUCUGAAAAACAAAACCAUCAAUCAGUUUUUGGGAGAACCUGGAUCUGCCCUUAAAAACCUGAUUGAAUCAUGUGGAAACAGAUUUCAUGUGUUCAAUAAUAAUGAGACUGGAGACCAAACACAGGUGACUGAUCUACUGCAGAAGAUAGACAACAUGGUGAAAGCAAACGGAGGGAGUUACUACUCAUGUAAGAUGUUCAGAGAGAUGGAAAGACAAAUACAAGAACAACAGAAGAACAUACUGAUGGAGAAAAUGGGGGAACUGAACAGAGAAAGAGAAGAACUGAUGAACAAACAUGAAGAAGAGAAAAAGAGGAUGAAGGUGAUGAUGGUGGAAGAAAGACAGAAUCAUGAGAAAGAGAGAAAGAGAAGAGAAGAAGAAUUUAGAGAGAGAGAAGAACAAUAUAAAAGAGACAUUAAAGAAAGAGAGAAACAAGAGAGAAAAAUACGAGAGGAGCUGAAAAGAGAACGAGAGGAAUGGGAGAAACAGAAACAACAGGAAAGACAAAGAAGAGAAGAAGAGGAUGAGAGAAGGAGAAAGAUAGAAAAGGAAACAUGGGAUGAAUAUUAUGAGAAACUUAAACGAGAGAAGGAAAGAAGAUACAGAGAGAAAGAAGAUCUUCAGAUCAAACAUGAAGAAGAGAGAAAAAGAAUGAAGAUGAUGAUGGAGGAAGAAAGACAGAAUCAUGAGAAAGAGAGGAAGAGAAGAGAAGAUGAAUAUAUUAAAAGAGAAGAACAAUAUAAAAGGGACAUUACAGACAUAGAGGAACAAGAGAGAAAGAUGCGAGAGGAGCUGAAGAAAGAACGAGAGGAAUGGGAGAAACAAAAAACAACAGGAAAUACAAAGAGAAGAAGAGGAGAAAGAAAGACAUAGAUUUAAUGAACUUGGAACUCAUGAGGUUCAGCACACAAACAAUAAUGAAGAUUCAAAUUCAGGAUGUUUGAGAAUCUUGCUGUUUGGGAGGACAGGAAAUGGAAAGUCUGCCACAGGAAACACUAUCCUCGGAAAUGAUGAGUUUCACAGUGAAGCCAGUUCACG
Labeo rohita (rohu) is the source of this 3487-nucleotide messenger RNA. Its product is annotated as GTPase IMAP family member 8-like. The transcript is spliced from 7 exons. The record is from RefSeq and is a predicted model, not a curated record. Gene Ontology annotation, molecular function: GTP binding. Bases 38 to 3322 code for a protein of 1094 amino acids. NCBI's taxonomy places the organism in Eukaryota, Metazoa, Chordata, Actinopteri, Cypriniformes, Cyprinidae.